Molecule: messenger RNA, 4132 nt
Organism: Polistes canadensis
Lineage: Eukaryota; Metazoa; Arthropoda; Insecta; Hymenoptera; Vespidae
Product: transmembrane protein 8B-like
Exons: 6
Coding region: 808-2916 (702 amino acids)
Cellular component (GO): plasma membrane
Source: RefSeq, a predicted model, not a curated record
UCUCUCUCUCUCUCUCUCUCUCCAAGAAGAUCAUACUUAAAGUGCAUAAAAACAGUAGCAGUUGCAAAGUAACUAAGGUUGAAAAUGAUCAAUAAAUACAACCCCAGCGGUUUAAAGAAGGGUUAUCCUUUUUGCCGAUCAGCCGCAACGUGAAUUACGCGAAAUGAAGAAAUAUUAAAAAUUUAAAAAAAAGAGUUAAGAGAGAAACAAGAGGGAAGAUUGUUAAAAUAAAUAAGAAUGAAUACAUUUAGUAUGUAUUAAACUUGUGUUAGUGAAUAUAAGUGUGUAGGUGUAUCUACUUAUCGAUCUUAUUGAUAUCAUUAGUGUUGAGAUCUUACCAUUCCUAGUGGUCAGCAAAAACGUCGUUCGUAAAAACUAACUGCAUUAUUAACGUUACCGGUGGUAAUUUAUUAUUUUUUUUUUUUUUUUUCCUUUUUUUUUUUUUUUUUUUUUUGGUUAUUUAAUAUUUCCGUUUCCACAAAAUGUCGCUAUCAACGAGAAGAUAAUUGUGAGCAACGAUUUCCAUACAACAUAUUACAGUUCACGUCAUUUUAUCUAUCUCUUUCUCUUUCAACGCGGAUAUUACGUGAAUAUUAUUUAUGUGUGUAUGGGUAUGUACGAUGUGUAUAUGUUUCCUCUUAUUGUGCGGGGAAAUACACUGAACUUCACGCGCAUGAAUAUAGAAGAGAACUAAAUUUGAUAAUAUCGAAACUUUAAUAGUACAAGAUCUUUUUGAUAAUCAAUGUGGACCCGUUGUUGUAUUACGGUUAAACAUAUUGUUAAGUGAUGUAUGAGAAGAGUUAAAAUAUGCCAUUGCAUUUAAUAUUUUUAUUAAUAUGGAGUUUUGUGAUAGAAGAAGGAUUAUGUAUCACAUUGAAGAGAGUUGCUUUACAACCGUCCAACCCAUUAGACGAUUAUUAUGCUUAUCGUCAUAUCUCAAUCAUUCAUUUCGAUGUACCAGAAUAUUCAAUAACUGCGGGAUUCAAAUUUAUAGUAAAAGAAGAAAAAACCGGUGGUAUAGGUAAAUGUUCUCCAAGAAAUGUUUCAUUGUAUUUGAAAUCCGGUAGUAUACCAUUAAUUCGUCCAGACGGAUCGAUUAUCGAGGCAAAACUUAUGAAGAGAAGACGCAAACACUAUGCUUUAAAUAUUCAAAGUAAUGGUAACGAACAUAUGAUUACUAUCGAUUCUCCAAUACCCGGUGACUGGUAUAUAAUUGCUUUUCGAAGUUGGACUGAUCCUAAUAGCGAUCAGAUCAAACAACAAGGUCUCGGUGCAUCAUGUGAUACUGUCCUCGAUGCUGAAUUGUUAAUAGAGAUGCCAUCUAUAGUAUCAUUUAUAGAAUUUAACAAAGAUUAUGAAAUCGAAUUAAACAAAAAUACAGAUACUUCUGUAGCACAAAUUUCAAUGCCAAAUAAUUUAUUAAACGCGGUACUCGUGUUGAACCAAUCCUGCGAAGAGGACUGUAAAUUUGCAAUACAUAUUGUUGCUCAGGAACAUAUCACAGGGCAGAUCAUUAACGAUACAGAUACUUUGAUCCCCUUCAAGCCUUAUUCAAAAACAUUCCAUUAUAUUACACUUCGUUUACUUUCUGGAAAUAUGACCAACAUUUUGUUAAGAUUCGAAAACGAUACUUCGUUCGUUGAAACUAACCAAGUUAAAAGUAUAAAUCUUAUAAGAAAAUCAUUGCCGGAGUUCUUUCUUUUCGAUUACGAACAUCGUGGUGAAAACGAUACGAAGUCUAUACCUUUCAAUUUAACCAGCGAUGGUCUUACCAUUCUUGAUUUUGAAAUUGGUCGAGUUUACGAUGUUGGCGGUACAGUGACAGUGAGAAUAAAAAUGCUUGAUGUGGAUAAAAAGGAUCAAAAAAAUGUUUUCGUCGUAGCUUGCAUUAAUUUGGGAUAUUACUCGAAUAUCACUGCUGGUGGAAGUUGUAUACGAGCACAAAACGUAACUGGGGCAGAUAUAUAUGCAAAUGAGACGGCACCGGCUCAUGUUCAUAUACCAUUUCCCGAACCCGGAAGAUGGUACGUCAGUUUAAAAUCAUUUUGCGUCGAAGGAAAAUGUAAUUGUGCUGAGAAUUGUUUGAACGGUACUACCAUCUGUCAAGAAUGCGAAUGUAUGAGCCCGUGUUCUGUUAAAAUAGAGAGCAGUAUAUCAUCGUCACCUUGCAUCGAAGGACGUUGUAAUUCGCAUGGAAAAUGUAUGCAUUACAUGAGCGGUGGCUUUGUCUUUUCAGCGUGUUAUUGUACCGAAGGAUAUCGUGGUUUUGAUUGUGCCGAUGGAACUUAUGUUCUCGGCAACAAAGACAUACUCGUACGUUGUUUGAUGUUAACCAUAAGCAAUCUUGGCUUCAUUGGUUCGAUUUACUUAGCAAUACGUCGAGAAUAUUUUACAGAAGCGAUCGUUUAUACCGCUGUAAUGUUCUUCUCAACAUUUUAUCAUGCCUGCGAAGCUGGAGAAAAUGUUUACAGUAUUUGUAUAAUGCGAUUGAGCGUUUUACAAUUCUGUGAUUUUUUCAACGCUCUUCUUUCGAUUUGGGUUACAUUGGUAGCAAUGGCUUCCUUUGGACCAAAGCUCACAGCAUUUUUUCAGAUAUUGGGUGCUAUUGUUCUUGCUAUGAGUUCAGAAAUGGAUCGCACCGCUCUUUGGGUAUUUCUUUUACCCGCCAUCACUGGAUCUUCUUUGAUUGGGUUAUCUUGGGGACUUACAUGUAAAAGAAGAAAAACUGUCCGAUAUCCUUCGCGCGUCUACAGAACCAUCUACUUCCCGGCGGGCCUUCUCAUAGUCUCUUUGGGUCUUGUUUGCUACGCCUUUUUACAAACGCGUAGUAAUUAUCACAUUGUUCAUAGUUUAUGGCAUAUCUGCGUGGCCGUCGCGGUUAUGCUUUUAUUACCCAAAAAACAUUAUAUGAAAUAAAUAUGUUUUUAGUAAAGAUAUUUCGAAUUCAGGGAACAUAAAUGAUAUAUAUGGGCAUGCAUACUCGUACAUACUUGUACGUAUUUAUUAUCCUAUAAAAUAUUGAUCAGAAAUUUUCUCAUGGUCAAUUGUAUAUUAUCUUAAUUAUUAAUCAAAAAAAAAUGUUAUUCUUGUAAAAUGAACUAUACGGCAUUACAUUUUUCCACGAGAAAGAUAUACAAGAAUAGUUUAUAAAUAUGUAAUAUACAUGGUGUAUCCUUAUGGGUAGUACAACGAGGCGGGGGAUAAUUCUACGUGUAAAAAUAAAUCGAAAUAAAGGAAUAACAUUUUUACGUUUGAGAUCCCAGCUCUGGGAUACACUCUGUAUAUAAAUAUAUAUACAUUUAUUUAUAAGAAAUUCGAAAGAUAUUUAAACGAAUUCAAUAAUAUACAGUAUCAAAAGCAAUUAUUUUAACAGUAUUAUUUAGCAUAUUCGCAUUUCAAUGCAAAAGAAUUUAAAAACAAAGAAAUCUUUUUAUCAAUUUCUAUUAAAAUGAUGGCAAAGUAUAUAUGUAAUUUAUCACGGUAAAUUGUUAUAAAGACAUUAUUAGAAAGGUUGAACACAUAUAACUUGUGCUUUUAAUAACGUAGAAUUAUUGUUAUUUAGGAUUGUAAGUAAAUGAUUUAAGAUUCGUUCAAAUCGUAUUAUAUUUAAAGUUUUAAUUUUCUAUUAAUAUAUUUCUAACGAUCUACACGCAAUUCCACAAGUGUAGAUUUGUUAAUUAUUAUUUAUAUGUGUGAAAUAGAGAUUUGAUUUGCAUCAUGUAGGAAUCAAAACCUCGCAUACGUAAAAAUAUUAUUUAUUAUAAUAACAUUAUAUAUAUACGUAUAGACGCGCAUAUAAUUUUGGUCAAAUGUACACAUACAUGCAUUAUAUUAUAUAUGUACAUUAAUAAGUCAAUAUCAUGGAUAUAGUAUAGAUAGCUAAAAAAUUUCAAAGAAAUGAAAAAACAGAAUAUAUAUAUAAACGCGUAUACCACAGGUACAUGAGUUACAUGUAUUUUUAAUAUGUAUAUUUUAAAUUGAACAAUUCUCUAGUCGACUCUAUUUUUCUUGUCCGAACUAAUGUUGAUAGUUUUUUAUGUCCGAUAACAAAAAAAAAACCAGUACAUAUUUACAGUGCACGAAUCAAUGCAGAAAAAAUUACAGUACUAUAUAUGAUAUAUCAUGGCAGGAA